This is a messenger RNA of Lampris incognitus (smalleye Pacific opah), 3045 nucleotides long. Its product is annotated as lamin-A-like. Lineage: Eukaryota; Metazoa; Chordata; Actinopteri; Lampriformes; Lampridae. Bases 147 to 2246 code for a protein of 699 amino acids. The record is from RefSeq and is a predicted model, not a curated record. The transcript has 13 exons.
GCAAAGAGACGGGGAUGAAGAGAGAAACGGAGGAGGAGGCAGAGGAGGAGGAAGAGGAGGAGGAGGACAGAAAGAGAGGAACUCCCUCCUAGCAGUGCCAAGUUUGAGGCCGGCCUCUUCUCUCCUGCCAUCUCACGUUUUCCUAUAUGGGCACUCACAAAUUAACUCUCAGUCAGUGCAGUGAUAGUGUGAGUGGUGGUGGAGCCCCGAGAGUCAAAGAAGUGACGGAAAAAAAGGGAUUUUGCCUGGGAAAUUCACCAACAACCUUGAACAAUACUUCAAACCUCAGAUCAUCAGCCUACAAGCCUACCAUGUCAACUCCCAUUCAGAAAGGCACUCCUCGAGGUGCAAGCUCACCACUCUCCCCCAACCGCAUCACCCGGCUUCAGGAGAAGGAAGACCUCUGCAAUCUCAAUGAUCGCCUGGCCGUCUACAUUGACAAGGUUCGAUCGCUGGAGGCCGAGAAUGCUGGCCUGCGUUUGCGAAUCACCGAGUCAGAGACAGAGAUCAGCCGUGAGCUGACCGGUUUGAAGGUGGCCUAUGAGACUGAGCUGGCUGAUGCCCGUCAGACUCUUGACUCUGUGGCCAAGGAGCGGGCACGUCUGCAGCUGGAGCUGGGAAAGCUGAAAGAGGACUAUAAGGAACUCAAAGCCAGGAACACAAAGAAGGAGUCUGAUUUAGCAGCAGCUUUGCUGAGGCUCAAAGACCUGGAGGCCUUGCUGAACUCCAAAGACGCAUCCUUGACAACAGCCUUGGGAGAGAAGCGUAACCUCGAGGUGGAAGGGAGAGACCUGAAGGGCCAGGUUAUCAAGCUGGAGACCAGUUUGGGCGAUGCCAGGAAGCAGCUACAGGAUGAGAUGUUGAGGAGGGUAGAUGGAGAGAAUCGCAUCCAGACCCUCAAAGAGGAGCUGGAGUUCCAGAAGAGCCUCUUCUCUGAGGAACUGAGAGAGACAAAGCGGCGUCAUGAAUCUCGUGUGGUUGAGUUGGAUAAUGGCCACCAGCAAGACUUUGAAAGCAAGCUCUCUGAAGCCCUGAUGGAGAUACGCUCCCAGCAUGAACUGCAGGUUAAAAUGUACAAGGACGAGCUUGAGAAGACCUACAAUUCCAAGUUGGAGAAUGCUCGUCAGUCGGCCGACAGGAACAGUAACUUGGUGGGGGCCGCCCAUGAGGAGCUCCAGCAGACACGCACCCGCCUGGAGUCCAUGUCCACCCAGCUCAGCCAGCUGCAGAAACAGUUGGCAGCCCGUGAGGCAAAGGUGAGGGACCUAGAGGAGGCGUUAUCUCGAGAGCGGGACACCUCGCGCCGCCUGCUUGGAGAUAAGGACAGGGAGAUGGCUGAGAUGAGGCAGCGGAUGCAACAGCAGCUGGAUGAAUACCAGGAGCUUCUGGAUGUCAAGUUGGCACUUGACAUGGAGAUAUGUGCCUACAGGAAGCUGUUGGAGGGAGAGGAGCAGAGGCUGCGUCUGUCCCCCAGCCCUCCACCGACCAGAGUGUCAGGAAGUCGUUCCUCUGGUUCUGAUGGACACUCCCGCACCGUCCACUGCACCAUUCAGAGUUCCCCCGCCAAGCGCCGCCGCCCCAAUGACAAUGACAGCGAGGUGUCCAGCUUUACAGGGGGCACUGUCGCCCGGACACGCAUCACCCAGCAGGCCUCAGCCAGUGGACGGGUGACCGUGGACGAGGUGGACCAGGAUGGGAAAUAUGUCAGGCUCAGCAACAAAGCUGAUGAGGACCAGAAUUUGGGGAACUGGCAGGUGAAGCGACAAGUGGGAUCUGGCACACCCAUUUCCUUCAAGUUUCCCUCUAAAUUCACCUUAAAAGCAGGCCAGAGAGUCACGAUCUGGGCCUCAGGUGCUGGUGGAAGCCACAAUCCUCCCUCUGACCUGAUAUGGAAGAACCAGGCCUCCUGGGGCACUGGAGACCUCUUCCAUACCACUCUGAUCAGCGCCAAUGGAGAGGAAAUGGCAAUGAGGAAGGUCACUCGCACACAGCUGGAAGAGGACGACGAUGACAUGGUGGCCCACAGCACAUGUGGGGACAGUGAGUACAAUCUGCGGAGCCGGACGGUGGUGUGCGGCUCCUGUGGGCUGCCCUCAGACAAGUCCAGCAACUGCUCCGUGUCUUCAGCUUCCCGAUCCUUCCGCAGUGGCGGACUUGCCGAGGGGCUUCUCCCACACUCCUAUGUCAUCAGCACCAGCACACCUCACAAGAGUGGUGCUAGGAUGGAGACCUGUCCAAUCAUGUGAAGCAGCGGAUCUACGUUGGGGCAUCCAAACUCAAAUAUAGUUUAAUGAUAUUCAUAUACUUUUGAUAACAAUCAAGAUGAUGUAUACAAUGCAAACUUAUACUGUUUUGAUGAUGAAUUAUGAAUGCAUACCUAUGAAACAUUUAUUUACUAUGAAUUGUGUAUGGAGAGAACUCCACUGAUUUUGAUUUCAUUGUUUGUUUUAUUGAGAAUGGGGAAAUUACUGCGAGCCACGCUCUAGUGUAACACCAUGGUUGGUAAGCUCCCUUAGAUAUACCAGCCUCUUUCACAAGUCCCAACAAUGUUUAGACAUUUUUUUUAUAUUCAGAUGGCAAAAUUUAAAAAAAAAAAACAAACUCAAAAACCUUUUUGGCUUGGAAAAUUAUGAAAGUGGUUCAAAUCCCAAAUCCAUAACCUGCAUGGACUGAGGACAACAAGUUAGUUUCCUGUAUUGCUUGUAUUGGAGUUCCAUGAUUAAUUUCAUUAUCUCCCAUUUAAAAUCCUCUCAGUAGCAUUUACCUUAUUCUUUCUGUAUCACUUCAUUAGCGUUCACAGAACAGUUGGUUCAGAUUCACUUAAAAUUCACUCAAUUUUUAAGUAUUGUGAACGCCAUACCACAUAAAUCUCGAGCCCUCGUUCGCAAUAAAUUCUUUAUCGGUGUAGUUUAGUGACUUUUGUUUACUGGAAAUUGUUUUCUGAUUUUGAAUUUAGAAAAAAAACUCUUUUUUACUUAAUAAAGUGCUUUGAAACCAGUCUUGUUACUCCUGAAAUGUGUAUCUGACUGACGUCAAUAAACUUGG